Messenger RNA from Marmota flaviventris (yellow-bellied marmot), 9800 nucleotides. RefSeq names its product ALF transcription elongation factor 4 (gene Aff4). Lineage: Eukaryota; Metazoa; Chordata; Mammalia; Rodentia; Sciuridae. Gene Ontology annotation, cellular component: nucleus; super elongation complex. The record is from RefSeq and is a predicted model, not a curated record. Gene Ontology annotation, biological process: regulation of gene expression.
GGAGUCGAGCCGUCGCCGCCGCCGCCAGCGGACGGGGCGGGGAUCGCGGUGCCAGGUCUUCGUCAGCCCGCCCCCGCCGCCUCAGUCAGCCGUCCCAGGCUGGGCCCCGCCGUCAUGGAGCGGGGCGGGCCCUCCCUCUUUGCCGUGUGAGGUGUGCCGUCGCCACCGCCUUAGCUUUCCGAGGCCUCCGGAACCUCCGCCGCCCGAAGCCCCUCGCCCUUGGCAGGCUGUCGCCGCCCCCUGGGCGGGCCUGAAUGCGCGUCCGGUGAAGGUGCAGGCCCGGCGUCGCCGCUGCCGCAGCCGCAGCCGGGAGAUGGUUCGGGCCUAGCGGAGCCGGGACUGGAGCAACAUGAACCGUGAAGACCGGAAUGUGCUGCGUAUGAAAGAACGGGAAAGGCGGAAUCAGGAAAUUCAGCAGGGUGAAGACGCCUUCCCACCUAGCUCUCCUCUCUUUGCUGAACCAUACAAAGUCACUAGCAAAGAAGAUAAGUUAUCAAGUCGUAUUCAGAGUAUGCUUGGAAACUACGAUGAAAUGAAGGAUUUCAUAGGAGACAGAUCAAUACCGAAGCUUGUUGCAAUUCCCAAGCCUACUGUACCACCGACAGCAGAUGAAAAAUCAAACCCAAAUUUCUUUGAACAGAGACAUGGAGGCUCUCAUCAGAGUAGCAAGUGGACUCCAGUAGGACCUGCACCCAGCACUUCUCAGUCUCAAAAACGGUCCUCAGGCUUACAGAGUGGACAUAGUAGCCAGAGGACCAGUGCAGGCAGUAGCAGUGCCACUAAUAGUACCGGCCAGAGGCAUGACCGUGACUCAUAUAGCAGUAGCCGGAAAAAAAGCCAGCAUGGAUCAGAACACUCCAAAUCACGAUCUUCUAGCCCUGGAAAACCCCAGGCUGUUUCUUCAUUAAGCUCUAGUCAUUCCAGGUCUCAUGGAAAUGAUCAUCAUAGCAAGGAACAUCAGCGUUCCAAAUCACCUAGGGAUCCCGAUGCCAAUUGGGAUUCUCCUUCCCGAGUACCUUUUUCAAGUGGGCAGCACUCAAAUCAGUCUUUCCCACCUUCGUUGAUGUCAAAGUCCAGUUCAAUGUUACAGAAACCCACUGCGUAUGUGCGGCCCAUGGAUGGACAGGAGUCCAUGGAACCAAAGCUAUCCUCUGAGCACUACAGCAGCCAAUCCCAUGGCAACAGCAUGACUGAGCUGAAGCCCAGCAGCAAAGCACAUCUUACCAAGCUGAAAAUACCUUCCCAACCACUGGAUGCAUCAGCUUCUGGUGAUGUGAGCUGUGUGGAUGAAAUUCUUAAAGAGAUGACGCAUUCAUGGCCUCCCCCUCUAACGGCUAUUCAUACACCAUGCAAAACAGAACCUUCCAAAUUUCCUUUUCCAACUAAGGAGGCUCAGCAAUCCAAUUUUGGCCCUGGAGAACAAAAAAGAUACAAUCCUUCUGCUAAAACUUCAAAUGGGCACCAGUCUAAAUCUAUGUUAAAAGAUGACUUAAAACUAAGCAGCAGUGAAGACAGUGAUGGGGAACAGGACUGUGAUAAAACAAUGCCAAGGAGUACACCAGGAAGUAAUUCUGAACCUUCACAUCAUAAUAGUGAAGGAGCAGAUAACUCCAGGGAUGAUUCUAGCAGCCACAGUGGAUCUGAAAGCAGCUCUGGAUCCGAUUCAGAGAGUGAAAGUAGUUCCAGUGACAGUGAGGCAAAUGAACCAUCCCAGAGUGCAUCUCCUGAGCCUGAACCACCACCAACAAACAAAUGGCAACUUGAUAAUUGGUUGAAUAAAGUGAACCCACAUAAAGUUUCACCAGCGUCUUCUGUAGACAGUAACAUCCCAUCCUCUCAAGGCUACAAAAAAGAAGGCCGAGAACAGGGCCCUGGGAAUAGCUACGCAGAUCCAGGAGGGCCUAAGGAAACAAGUUCUGCUACUCCUGGACGAGACUCCAAAACUGUCCAAAAGGGAUCAGAAAGUGGGCGUGGUAGACAGAAGUCUCCAGCACAGAGUGACAGCACAACACAGAGGAGAACUGUAGGCAAAAAACAACCCAAAAAAGCUGAGAAGGCAGCUGCUGAAGAGCCUCGUGGAGGCCUGAAGAUAGAAAGUGAAACCCCUGUAGACAUGGCUACCAGCAUGCCCUCCAGCAGACACAAAGCAGCCACCAAAGGCUCAAGGAAACCCAAUAUAAAGAAGGAGUCUAAAUCUUCCCCACGACCUACUGCAGAGAAAAAGAAAUACAAGUCAACGAGUAAAUCUUCCCAGAAAUCGAGGGAAAUCAUAGAAACAGAUACCUCAUCCUCAGAUUCAGAUGAAAGUGAGAGCCUUCCUCCUUCUUCUCAAACUCCUAAGUAUCCUGAUAGUAAUAGGACUCCCGUUAAACCCUCCUCUGUGGAGGAAGAAGAUAGUUUUUUUCGGCAACGAAUGUUCUCUCCUAUGGAAGAGAAGGAACUCCUUUCACCCCUCAGUGAGCCUGAUGACAGGUAUCCACUUAUUGUGAAGAUUGACCUGAAUCUCUUGACUCGAAUACCAGGAAAGCCUUAUAAAGAAACUGAACCACCCAAGGGGGAAAAGAAAAAUAUGUCAGAAAAACACACCCGAGAGGCUCAGAAGCAAGCCUCAGAAAAAGUUUCCAACAAAGGCAAGAGGAAACAUAAGAAUGAAGAUGAUAACCGAGCCAGUGAGAGCAAAAAACCCAAAACAGAGGAAAAGAACUCAUCUGGCCACAAGCCAUCCAGCAACAGAGAGUCAUCAAAGCAGAGUGCUGCAAAAGAAAAGGAGUUGUUACCUUCACCUGCUGGGCCUGUUCCUUCAAAAGACCCAAAAACAGAGCAUGGCUCUCGGAAGAGGACUAUUAGUCAGUCAUCUUCCUUAAAGUCAAGCAGUAAUAAUAACAAGGAGAAUAGUGGCAGCAGCAAAAACAGUUCCUCUGCAGCAAAACAGAAGAAGACAGAAGGGAAGACUUCCAGUAGCUCCAAGGAGGUUAAGGAAAAGGCUCCAAAUAGCUCCUCUAACUGUCCUCCAUCUACACCGACUCCUGAUGCUUCUAAGCCUCGGAGAACAAAGCUUGCCUUUGAUGACAGAAAUUAUUCAGCAGACCAUUAUCUACAAGAAGCAAAAAAGCUAAAGCACAAUGCAGAUGCAUUGUCCGAUAGGUUUGAAAAAGCAGUAUACUAUCUUGAUGCUGUGGUAUCUUUCAUUGAAUGUGGGAAUGCAUUAGAGAAGAAUGCUCAGGAAUCCAAAUCCCCAUUCCCUAUGUAUUCAGACACAGUGGAGCUUAUCAAAUACACUAUGAAGCUAAAGAAUUACUUGGCACCAGAUGCCACAGCUGCAGAUAAAAGACUCACAGUACUUUGCCUGAGAUGCCAAUCUUUGCUGUACCUGAGGCUCUUCAAACUGAAGAAGGAAAAUGCUCUGAAGUACUCAAAGACACUGACAGAGCACCUGAAGAAUUCUUAUAAUAAUUCUCAAGCACCAUCACCUGGUUUGGGGAGCAAAGCCGUUGGGAUGCCUUCCCCUGUUUCUCCAAAGCUGUCACCAGGCAAUUCGGGAAAUUAUUCUUCUGGGGGCAGUAGUGCUUCAGCAAGUGGCUCUUCAGUGACCAUUCCACAGAAGAUCCACCAGAUGGCAGCCAGCUAUGUUCAGGUUACAUCUAACUUCCUUUAUGCCACUGAAAUUUGGGACCAAGCUGAACAGCUUUCCAAAGAACAAAAAGAAUUCUUUGCUGAACUGGAUAAAGUAAUGGGCCCACUCAUCUUUAAUGCAAGCAUCAUGACAGAUCUAGCUCGUUAUACCCGGCAGGGACUGCACUGGCUUCGCCAAGAUGCCAAGUUGAUAUCUUGAACUGAACACAUUCUUGUUGCCUCUGAUUUUCUCCACAACACUGUGUUACAUCACGAAGGAAAACUGCCAUUACACCACCUAGUCAACACUAAGAAUGAGGAAUGGUUUUCUCCUCCUUGGUUCAUGUGUUGUUUAUAACCCAAAGCCAUCAUAUCAAUUGACCCCUUUAAUAUUCCCAAUGUGAAAAAUUAUUUAAAUACUUUUAAAUCUGCAGCAUAUUGAUAAGAUGGUUUUAGUGAUCUAUAAUAAGAUUGAAAUUCCAGUUGCAAUUCGUAACUAAUCAAGUGAGAUUCUAUUUAUUUUAAUUUUUUUAAGUUCCCAGACUGGGGCUUGUUUAAAACUUAGUUAUUUCUGCCUAUAAAUUUACUCUGUUGAAUAUUUAGCAUAAAUUUAAUGUAGGUGUUUUUAUUUAUAUAUUUUGGGAGCCUUGUUACCUAUUGUCUUUUUGUGGUAGCUCUUCUAUGAGUAAGAGUUGGUUCAUCUAAAAUAGAAACAUGUUCUUUCUCUACCUACUACCUGAUAUUAUUUUAAAUCUUAACUGCAAUUUUAUUAUUGUAAAAUUUAUGCUUAGUAUUAAGCAUAUCUUUCUAACACAUGAAAAGUCACUUAAAGAUGAGAAGAUGGCAUUUUAUGUGGAUAUAAAAUGAAAUGUGUCUGAUUUGGUAUGCAUUAUUUCAAAAACUGUGAAUAUGUUAACACUACAGCAAUCACAAGGUGACCAUAACUUGCAUUUAAUGCAUUACAAAAGAGUAGGCAAACUUUCUAGGAGAAGCACAUAUUGAAGGGUUUCAUAAAAAGACAAUCUUAAACUUUAAGAAUUUUAUUAAAACCAUGUAUUCUCUUUUGUUGCUUAUUCUUUGACACAAUUGAAGCAGAUUAAGUUAAUCUUGAAAAAGGUAUGAUCCAACUCCUGAGGGUUUCUGCCUAUGUCUCUUUAAUUGAUAAUAUUCGAAGGUUAAAAUCUCUUUGCAGAUUUUUCCCCUAUACUAGAUUGUAAUGCUCUGAAGUGAGCAUUGGUAACUGAUGUGGGAAUGGCCUGCAGCUGUGGUGUGUGUGGUUUUGCUAUACAAGUUACAGUUCUAAUGCCUGAUGUAGAGAUAAUGAAUUUCUCCUUCUUAAAGGCCCUCAUCAGUGAUGUAUUUUUCUGAUAGGAUCAGAAAAUUCAUACUAGAAAAGUGCCACCUAACUUGGUUUAAUGUGAGCUCUCUUGGAAAAGGGAGGAGAGCUGGGAUAGAGCUUAAGAUGCCAGCUCUGUAAGAAUUGUAUAUCAAUGUUCCUUUCCCUACAAGGUGCAUAUAGGAGUCGAGGAUGAGAGAUAUACCCUCUAUACUUUGUUUUUACUGCCCCUAUCAUGUCUGGUGUGCCUUAAUAUUACUUUUAAAUGAAGACUCUGUGGAUUGUUUACAGAUGAAGUUUUACACUAGGACCAGAUUGUCAAUACAUGGUUGGUCCUCUGUAGUAAUAAUGUUGAAUUCUUUCAUUUAAAAUAAAACUUCCUUUACAGACAUAAAAAGAUUAAUUCAGAAAAGCUAAUAUGUUGGUACAUGACUUAGUCUAACCAAUUGGGUAAUGCUGCUUCAAGAAAUGCUUUGUACUCCUUAUUCCAAAAACAAAUACAUCCAACUGGGGGUGGGGAGGGGGGAAAGCUUGCCCUACUCUUUGUAGAUAUUGCUAAGGUUUGAAAGGGGAAAGAAGGGAUAGAGAAUCUCCCAGUUUAGUGGUGCAGUGAAUCCUCUGCUUGGGUCUCUCUUAACGUUUAUUUCUGAAGCUAGUGAACUUUCAUUGUCCUGUGGCCUCAUAUUUAUAGAGCUUCUUAACUGUUUUGUACCUCAAGUUAUUUUUACAUAUCUUUGAAGAUUGAGAUUAUGAAUUAUGUUGAAUUUAACCUUUUCCCUUGGAGAAUUUGCCUCUGAUAUCUUUCUAAUUUAAUCUUAGUGUAUUCUAGGAAUAGUUUUCCUUACGGACAACUUCUCAGCCGUUGUGAUAGUAAUUUAGUAAGAAAUAACAGAUGUUAAUCAAGUAUGUGUGUGUUCUGUCCUCCUCUUAUUUCUCUGACUCUGAUUCCUUAAUUUGCAGUGGUGUCUUAGAAGUGGAACAAGUAUCCUCUGGGCUUUUUGACUUCAGCAACAACAGCCAGUGAGGCAUCUCUUAAGUUCCAGUGCAUUCUAGUCUCUUGUGUGUCCUGAAAGGUAGCAGGAGCAUUUCUGGGGUCACACUGAUAUUUUCUUAAAGCAGAGUUUCCUAUGUGUUAUGGUGCUGCUGUAAGAUGUUUUUUUUUUAAACUGUUAAUUCUUGGAGAAUGACUUGUUCAACUUUUUCAUGUGGAGGGUUUUUUUUUUCCUUUUCUUUUUUCUACCAGUUGGUAGUGGGCAAUGGAUCAAAAUCCUAUCCUAAAUAAUUGAUUUUUUAAUGUCAUAGUCUGAGGAAAUACCACUCCCUUUCCUCAGUCAUUUCAAAUGUUCUGUGUCAUCUGCUCUAGCACAUACUUUGGACUCCAUUACAGGUGACCAUUUCCUCCCUCCUCAAUAGGUGAGGCAUCCUCAGUGUUUUCUAAUCAUUUUAAACUGAAUUUGACAAGCAGCUAAAAACAAACUUAGUCUGAGACUUUUGCUUAAUAUAUAGUUAUAUAAGUAGCAACUAUUUUGAAAAUUACUGUUGACUGCUCUUUAAGACCACACCUGUAUGCCAGGAGGCUACAGUUUACACCAUUGGACUCUUUAUAGGCAACCAACAGACUGGUUGCAGUGGAUGAAAUUGUCACAGUAGCCUUGCCUGGGCUAGGCUGUGCGGUAUCCCUUUCAGGUGAUUCAAUCUUGCCCAACCCAGGGACCAGUCUGGCUGGAGAACAUCUAGCCCUUUCCUUGCUUCAGUGCCACCUUUUUUUAGGCAAGGAGCCAAGAAGUUACUUUAUAAAGCAGUGAAUACUUCAGAUAAAUUUACAGCUAUAGCUCCUGAAGAGCAGAGAAGAUUGACCACCACUGAUUUUAAUUCUCCAAUAUAUAAGGAAUUUAGAGUAAUGUGUGCACGUGCCCAUGCAUGCCUGUGUUUCUGGGGAGCUCUUGCACUAGGCAUCUGGGCUGCACUUUGAAUGACACACUUGUGGCUUUAGUAGAUUUCACUGUUUUUUAAUUGUUGUUCAUUUCUUUUCAUUAAAGGUUUUAAUCAGCUAGACAGAUCAUUUUGUAUUUAAUGGCAGAAACUUUGGUACAUUAACUUUUAAUGAAUGAGCUUGCAUUGUGAAGCAAGAGCCUACAGAAGGCAACUGUUGUCAGUGAGAUUUCUGGCUCCAGAGGCCAGUACUUGGUGGCAUUUUCUGAGCAGCCAGCAGUUGCUCCCAUCAGUGAUGUCUAGCUGUGUAGAGGAGGGUACGCUGUGCACUCUCCAGGUAUGAGGGUAUGUAACUUUGGCUCUUAAAAUUAUGUACACAUACACACUUUAUAUAUAUGUAUGUAUGUAUGAAAACAUGAAAUUAGUUUGUCAAAAAUGUGUGUGUUUAGUAUUUUAGCUUAGUGCAACUAUUUCCACAUUAUUUAUUAAAUUGAUCUAAGACACUUUGUUGUUGACACCUUGGAUAUUAAUGUUCAAGGGUGCAAUGUGUAUUCCUUUAGAUUGUUAAAACUUAAUUGCUAUGAUUUGUAGUAAAUUAACUUUUAAAAUAUAUUUCAGCCCUUCUGUAGUGUAAUAGGGCUCUUACAGGGUGGGAAGAAUUUUGAUUUUCCAGUAGCUAAUUAAACAAAAUGGCUUCAUUAUGUAUCUUGAUCUAUAGGAGUUUCAGUAUGGUCCCAGGAACAUCUACUGGGGAUGAAUGUUUUAGGCAGAUUGUGAUGAUGCUUUAAAAAACAAACUAACUAAACUAAGUAACUUGGGGAGCCAGGACAUUUCAAAUCCAUACAGACUCCUAUAACUUAUAUAUAUUCCUUAGUUACGUGGAAAACAGAUUUCAUUUCAACUUCACGUAUCAAUGUGUUGGAGAGGCAGACUCCCCCCGCCCACCCCAAUUAUGUUGCACAACUGAGGUUGCUAUUCAGUAAAAUGAGUAGAAUAGUCAGUCAUUCAAUGGCUUGAAUAUGCAGUGACAAGAGGCCAAAUAAAUUGUUUGUGAAUAAUAAAGAAGUUUGGUUUAGCCUGUUAGACCCUGAAAACCAAGCUGCAAAUCACAGGCAGUAAGUUGUUAUAAGUUCAUAAAGGAAUGAUGGUCUACCUAGCUCCUAUUCACAUAAAUCCAUUCACAUAAACCAGAUGGUUAAUUAAAAAGUACUUGCUAAGCUGGGCAUGGUGGCACACUCCUGUAAUCCCAGGGAAUCCAGAGACAUGAGGAACAUGAAUUCAAGGCCAGCCUCAGCAAAAGCAAGGCACUAAGCAACUCAUUGAGACUCUGUCUCUAAAUAAAAUACAAAAUAGGGCUGGGGAUGUGGCUCAGUGGUUGAGUGCCCCUGAGUUCAAUCCCUGGUACUGUGCCACCCACAACCCCUACCCCGUCCCCUAGAAAAGGUACUUGGUGUCUCCCGAAACGGGAAUGGGAAUAGCUAAGUCUCCUCUUCUAAUGGAAUUUGGUCACAGAGUAAAGUAUUCAGGCUAGGUCUCAACCAAGUCAUGUAGAUGUUUAAGCAUCCUAAAAUAGCAGCCUGAGUAGUCAUAUAAAGAAGUUGAUUUUCAGAAAUAUCAGCAUGGGCCUCUCCUUGCCACUGUUGCUCAGCUAAGCAUAAAUGACAUUCUUUAAAACAAAACCAAGAAAAGCUCUCCAAAUGAGCAGGGAAACACUCCCACCCAGAAACUCGAGUAAUAUUUGUUUUUUACUUUUUCAUGCUUCCAUGUGGUUUCUACUUGCUAUGUUCCUCUUUGGAAAAUACCAAUUCGGAGAUGCUGCCUUUCAAAUCAAUGCCUUGAGUAUCCAUAUUGUUGAGUUCGUUGUUGCUGUUCAAGAAGUGUCCCCAUUUUACAACUUUAUGCACACAUCUGGCAAAUCAUCGACAUGAGCAUUCAACAGUACUGGGGUGGGAUUGGGGGGUGGGGGCAGGGGCUCACCAACAGAGCUGGCCCUGUUGGCAGUGCCUGGGAAGGCACCACCUGUGAGGGCCAGAUAUGGGGUUGGUAAGCACAGUUAGGGAAAUUUCUACCUAGCCUCCGUUUUGAAUGAUUUUAAGAAAUUUUGUAUAUGGAGGAUGGAAAUGCUUAUAUAUUUAUUGAAAUCCUUUUAUCUUAUUUGAAAUUAAAAUUAUUUGGUAAAUAACAGUUUGAUAUUUGGGGAGGGUUUUGAAGGGGAGGUAAUGCUGUUGAUAAAUUAUAAGCCUGUUAAUUCUGCAGAAAGGUACUGUUAGUGACUAAUAGGAUGCCUUUGUUUUGUACAUGAUCCAAAUCUUUGUUUUACAUUUCUUUUAUCCAAAAUAUUUAGGCAUCUGACAUUUUCAACCAAAAUUUCAAUUAUAUACUGUGAUUUUUAUUUGUUGCAAUACAUUAAAAUUUCAGAGGUACUUUGGGGCUCAAAAGCUUGGAUUUUUAAGACAGUAUGUGCAUUUCACAUAAUAAAGCUGUUAAUGGUGAGCAAAGUAUUAUAUACUAACUAGAUUUUUCCACAUCUGUAUAGUAUAUUAUAUGUAUUUUGUGGUAUUGAGAUUAUAGAAAGUUUAGAGUGUCAAACAUGCGUUUAAUGUGUAUUUUUAAACAAAUUUAUGGCAAUUAAAAUAUUUGGAGACAAGGGUAUCACAUUUCAAUUUGUAAAAAUCUUUUUAACUCUGUGUCAUUAAGAUGCUUUGUAUAAUGCCAAACCAUAGCUGGAGAAACUAAGUUUAAUAAAUAUCAAAUAGAUUUUCUGUAUUAAAGUUUAUAAACACUGUGCACUUUAGACUUCUUCAGCUCUUACUUUGCCCUUUUCAUGCAAUUGCUGUUUUGUAUUUUAGGGUCCAGCACUACUAAAGUCUGGCCCCACCACCACAGGUCACAUUUUCUGAUUACAGAAAUUCUGAACUUU